This is a messenger RNA of Trachymyrmex cornetzi, 771 nucleotides long. Its product is annotated as putative nuclease HARBI1. Bases 1 to 771 code for a protein of 256 amino acids. NCBI's taxonomy places the organism in Eukaryota, Metazoa, Arthropoda, Insecta, Hymenoptera, Formicidae. The transcript has 4 exons. The record is from RefSeq and is a predicted model, not a curated record.
AUGCGCGGUUCACGGUUGACGGAUUCGAUUGGCGGAAGGUCGGUGAGUGAUAGGUUCGGAGUUGGCAAAGCAACUUGCUUUCGAGCAUUGAGGAAAGUCAUAUCUGCUCUUUUCGAAAUUGCACAUCAAUUCAUUCAAUGGCCUACUGGACAAAAAGCUGUUGAAGUAAUGGACGAAUUUUAUAAAAUAAGUGGAUUACGUGGCGUUAUUGGUGCUAUAGAUGGAACACUCAUAGAAAUAAAUAAGCCCAUUGAAAAUGGUGAUGAUUAUGUAUGUCGUAAGGGUAAGGGAUACCCUGCUAUUCACUGUCAGGCAGUUUGUACUUCCAAAUUAUUAUUUACAAGUGUAUUAGUAGGUCAUGCAGGGAGUGUACAUAAUGCACGAGUAUUACGUAAUUCGCAAGUAAAUAAAUAUAUGGGACAACCAGAUGUCUAUUUCCGUGAUGAGAGUUACAUUAGAGGAGAUGCUGCGUAUCCUAUCUAUUUAAAUUUAAUGGUACCGUUUAAAAAUAAUGGUCACCUUAUCCAGGAAGAAAUUAACUUCAAUUACUGCUUAUCAUUAGCUCACAUAGUAAUUGAAAGAGCAUUUGAGAUUUUAAAAACAAGAUGGAGGAGAAUAUUUGAUAGAUUGUCGCUUAAAGCGCUCGAGGCAGGUACCUAUACGGCGGCAGCUGUUUGUACAGCUCGUAGACAAGAAAAAAAAGAUUCUUUGGACUCUACAACUGCUUCAGAGGAUGCCCACUAUGGUCCUGGAAUAGAUGAUUCGAUGUAA